Molecule: messenger RNA, 3486 nt
Organism: Solenopsis invicta (red fire ant)
Lineage: Eukaryota; Metazoa; Arthropoda; Insecta; Hymenoptera; Formicidae
Product: coiled-coil domain-containing protein 13
Exons: 12
Coding region: 251-3355 (1034 amino acids)
Biological process (GO): cytoplasmic microtubule organization; non-motile cilium assembly
Cellular component (GO): centriolar satellite
Molecular function (GO): RNA binding
Source: RefSeq, a predicted model, not a curated record
GAAUGGGCUAUUCUCUUCUACAGCCUCCAUUAGCCUCCAUCCUCCAUCUUGUCAUUCCAUUCUCCAUUACAUGAUACUUUCCCGCUAACCACGCUGGCCAUUCGGUCAUUCUAAUUCCGCGUGGUGUAUUCUGCCGCAUGUUGCACGAUUUUUAGGAUUUAACCUUGCAACGAUUUUCUUGACCAUUAUUUUCGGAGGGUUUUACUGAAAAGCAUCUUGAAUCGUUUCUGAACAGAAUAUCUAUUUCCAAAUGAAGACUAAAGUAGUAAAUAAGAAAGGAAAGAAACGAUCUCUUAGCGAGGAAGCUUCCGUUUCUGUAAAGUUGAAUCAGAAUGUCAAUGAACUCAACAAGAGUCCGAAAAGAGCCAAAUUUGCUAAAUUUGGCUCUAAACAAAAUGGAAAUCCUACACUGGUAGAAAAAGCGCCUAUCUUCAAAGAUCAGCAGAAAAAGGAGAGGAACAAGAUAGUAAAACAGCAAAAUAGCAUCGUAGAACCAUCAAAAAUAAAAAGAGAUACUGUAGUAAAGACAAAAAAAUCAACUAUUGCUGAACUUGAGAAAGAGAUUACUAGUAAUAAAGCUAGAGGUCUUGAGUCAAGGAAGAAGCGUUCUAUUAAUGCUAUUAAUCUUACUAAGGAACAGAUAAUAAAAAGGAUUGAAGAAAUUAAGAGCAGAGAAGAAUUGUCAAAGAGAGCAAAACGGAUAUUGGGUAUACUUAACAGAAAAUUAAAGGAAUAUGGAAAUGUAUCAGAGAAAUUGGGCACAAUGGAAAAGAAAAGUAACAAAAAAGUGGAAUAUCAAGCAAAUAUAUUAAUGAAAAAUAAACAGAAAGUUAAUAAUGAUGAUAAAAUAAAACCAGAAAAGAAACAUGUCCAAAGCAAAGAUAAGCUACAAGAGAUUGAUGAUGAUGAUGAUGAUGAUGAUGAUGAUGAUGAUGACGACGACGACGACGACGACGAUGAUGAUGAUGACAAUGUUGACGUUGACGAUGAUAAUGAGGAGGAGGAGGAGGAUGAGGAUGACGUCGACGAUGACGAUGACGAUGACGAUGACGAUGAUGAUGAAGAUGAUAACAUUGAGGAAGAAAGUGGUGAAAUUGAGACUAAAAAUGCACUUGUAAAUAUGAAAAAAGAAGAAAUUGAUGAAAGUGACGAGGAUGACGAGGAUCUGGAAGAUGAAGGAACAGAUGACGAAGAAGAUGAAGAGGACGAAGAAGAUGAGGAAAAUGAGGAGGAUGAAGAGGUCGAGGAAGAUGACAAAAGCAAACAAGAUAUAAUCAAAAAAACAAAAGUUUUAGAAGAGAGGACGAAAGAGCUACAAAACAAGAAUAAACAAGUCCCGCAAUCUUUAGAUAACCAGAAAAAAGAAGAAAUAAAGAAGAAGCAAUAUGUCCUGUUUGUAGGCAAUUUACCAUACAAUAUAACCGAGAACGAGAUCAAACAGCAUUUUUCGACUAAGGUUGAUAAAAUAACGAGUAUCAGAAUUCCAACUAAACCAGAUAAAACACCACGUGGCUUUGCAUAUGUGGAGGUGGCGAAUAAUAAAGAUUUUGAGAAAGGACUCUCGUUAAAUCAUACAUUCUUAAAGAAAAGGAGAAUAAAUGUUGAAAUUUCGGUGCCUAAGGGAGGCAGAAAGACAGAUACUACUAAAGAGGCAGAAGCAUUUGUAACUGCUAAAAAAUUUAAGUCGCAAGCACAGUGGACUGGAAAGAAACCAAUAGAAAAUGAUUUAACGGCGGAGAAUGAAUGUUUGCGACGAGCAUUUGAGCAAACGGAGGAGCAGUUGCGGAAUCUGUCGCAAGAAAAGCAAAAUUCGCAAGAUGUAAUGACGACCAAAUCGGCCACGACAAAGCUAAUUGAACUUGGCAAGAAAUAUAGAGACCGAACCGUCGAAAUGGAAGUGUUGAAGACAAAAUGCAAGAAUUUAGAGACUACUCUGGUCAUCAAAGAUGGCGAGCUGGAGCGCCAAAGUAUGGAAUUGCAACAGAUUCGCAAAUCCGAAAUGCACAAGAAUUCCAACGAUAAUUUAAGAAACAAUUUCUUAGGCAUAGGUGAUGAGGAACGAAUAAAAUGUUUCAAGAAUAAAUUGCAACGAGUCCAAAUUAAGCUUUGUGAAUCCAGAAAUACGUGUGCCGCUCUUAGGCAAGAGAUUAAUAAAGCGCAUAAGUUAUUGUGCAGCGAGGUGGGUGAAAACGUCAACAUCAGCGCACUUUCGAGUGCAGCGUCGUCGUUAGGCGGUUGGCGUGGACGAGCUGAGCAAAUUCGGAAUCUGCAACAAAAGUUGGCGGAACUGCAAACGAAAUUGUCUGAAACGGAGAAAUCCCAGAAAGAAUUUUCCACUUCCCUAGAUCGAGAAAAUUUAGCGUGUCUUCGGCACGCCGAAAAGGAGAGACGGCAACAGAUGGAAAAUAUGGCGAAAGAGCUGAGACGAGCGGAAGUAGCGUUGGAGACCUCGAAGAGGAAACUUGACGCUUCAAAGGCGAGAAUAAAAGUAUUGGAGCAAGAACUGAGUACUGUGAAGGGAAAUAUCGAGAUGCUGAAUAAAAAAAGGUCUCACGACGAUCGUCUGAUUGACGCGCUUAACGAACGGUUAAAGAUUUCCGAAGCGAGAUGUCAAGAUCGCGAGGAACAAGUACAAAAUAGGGAACGAAAGAUCGAACGUGAGAACGCGAACGUUAGGAACGAGCUGCGAGCAGCGCAGUUGCACGUCGAUCGAUUACGCGGGAGAUUGGAAGAACGCGAGAUCGAGAUUGACAAAUUAAGAACUGGCAUCUCGUCGGACGAAUCUUUCAACCGUCGAACCUCGUCGUCGCUUCAUCGCCUAGAUUUUCAUCCAACCGAAGAAGAACGGCGGGGCCAGAUCGAGCUCAGUCUAAUCGCUAGUCCUCGUCGUGGCGUCUUGGACGAACCAAAUGAAUACGUGACUUUGGCUUUAGCUGCUGAAGCCGAACGGAUGAGGCUGUUGGAAUUGGUAGCCGUACUCAAUCAACGACUAGACAAGGAAAGAAACGAAGCUGAUGCAUUCGCAGAAUCGCUGCGUAAGGAAAAGAGUAAGUGUGCAAAAUUAGAAUUGAAAUUACGAGAAGCGGAAAAAGAGAGAGUAGGACUCGUUAAAGUGAAUACGCAGGGAUAUAGAACAAGAUCUUGCGCGAAAUCGCUGUCGAGUCUAAGAACGGACCAAGUGAUUCCAAGUCCCGAAGAAACUCGUUAUAAACGUAGAAUCGAAUUACUGGAAGAGGAGUGCCUAGCAUUGAAGGCCAGAUUAGAUACCGUGCAGCAGGAUAAAGCAUCGGAUCUCACCAUGUACAAGCGAAUGCUCGAUCAAGCAAGAAAGACUUUUACAGACGCGUGCAGGUGAGCUAGAAUCUGGAUCCUGUUCGAAACUUGUAUAAUAUUCCAUUUGUAUAAUACUCUAUAGACAAAAUCUAAAUUUUGUCAUUUCGUACGUUGCUUAUGCAUGUUCGUGUAAAUGCGUAAAAAAAAAAAAAA